Messenger RNA from Vanessa tameamea, 978 nucleotides. It is a transcript of the gene CycC, whose product is annotated as cyclin-C. Bases 98 to 904 code for a protein of 268 amino acids. Gene Ontology annotation, molecular function: cyclin-dependent protein serine/threonine kinase regulator activity. Gene Ontology annotation, biological process: positive regulation of transcription by RNA polymerase II. The record is from RefSeq and is a predicted model, not a curated record. The transcript has 3 exons. Gene Ontology annotation, cellular component: mediator complex; nucleus. NCBI's taxonomy places the organism in Eukaryota, Metazoa, Arthropoda, Insecta, Lepidoptera, Nymphalidae.
UGAAUAAUAUAAAACCCGAAGACUAGAUUUUUUAAAGUUAUUAGAAUAUGAGAUAACGAUCAACCUUAUAACAAAGGGAAUUUGUGAAAUUCUGAAUAUGGCUGGAAAUUUUUGGCAAAGUUCACAUCAUCAACAAUGGAUACUGGAUAAACAAGACCUAGUUCGAGAUCGUCAACUCGAUUUAGCAAAGCUAUCGGAGGAAGAAUAUCAAAAAAUAUUUAACUUCUUUGCGAGCAUUAUACAAGUACUGGGCGAGCAAUUGAAAUUACGACAGCAAGUAAUUGCUACUGCGACUGUGUAUUUUAAGCGCUUCUAUGCAAGGAACUCGUUAAAAUGCAUAGAUCCAUUACUUUUAGCUCCGACGUGUGUUUUUCUUGCAUCUAAAGUCGAGGAAUUUGGUGUUAUAUCAAAUUCACGACUUAUAACGACAUGUCAAACUGUAAUUAAGAACAAAUUUAGCUAUGCAUAUGGACAGCAGGAAUUUCCAUACAGAACUAAUCAUAUACUAGAAUGUGAAUUCUAUUUACUGGAGAAUUUAGAUUGUUGCCUUAUUGUUUAUCAACCAUAUAGACCUCUUUUACUCUUUGUACAAGAUAUAGGACAAGAUGACCAACUCCUUACUUAUGCCUGGAGAAUUGUUAAUGAUUCUCUGAGAACUGACGUUAGCUUAUUGUACCCUCCAUAUCAGAUUGCAAUUGGGGCUCUACACAUAGCAUGUGUUAUGCUCGGAAAGGAGAAUUUAAAACCCUGGUUUGCUGAAUUGAAUGUCGACAUGGAUAAAAUACAAGAAAUAGUCAGAUCAAUAAUUAAUUUAUAUGAAAUGUGGAAGAGCUAUGAUGAGAAAAAGGAAAUUCAAAGUCUUCUAGGAAAAAUGCCAAAGCCUUGUCCAGCUCCCCAAAGAUAAUACUAUUUAAUGAAAUCAAUUAUUUUUAUUGUAUCUGUAUUACAUAAUUGAUAAAGAAUUAAGUAUUUAAUAAA